AUGUUACAAUAUUACACUGGUUACAAGCUAGGUGAUGUCCCCGGUAACCUUCCCGAUCCUUACUAUUGGUGGGAAGCGGGUGCCAUGUUCGGAGCGUUGGUGGAAUACUGGUACUACACGGGAGAUUCGCAAUGGAACGAUAUCACUACCCAAGCUCUGCUGCAUCAGACCGGUUCUGGUAACAACUUCAUGCCCACGAAUCAGUCCCGUACACUAGGAAACGAUGACCAGGCCUUCUGGGGCCUGUCCGCCAUGUCUGCCGCCGAAGUACGAUACCCGAACCCACCAGAAGACCAACCUCAAUGGCUAGCGCUAGCCCAGGCCGUCUUUAAUACCCAGGUUCCGCGGUGGGAUGAACAAAAAUGUGGCGGUGGGUUAAAAUGGCAAAUAUAUUCCUUCAACGGCGGCUUUAACUACAAGAAUACCAUAUCUAACGGAUGUUUCUUCAACCUGGCCGCCCGUCUUGCGGUGUAUACCGGCAAUGAAUCAUAUGCGGCCUGGGCUGAAGACGCUUGGGACUGGAUGUUUGGUGUUGGACUUGCUAGUCGAGACUUCCAUUUCUUUGACGGUACAGACGACACGAAUAACUGCAGUGAGGUCAAUCAUAUCCAAUGGUCAUACAAUGCAGGUGUCAUGUUGCUUGGUGCGGCCAACAUGUACCAUUUUACAGGUCAAACUGACGCUUGGAAAUCUCGUGUGGAGGGGAUCAUCAAGGGUCUAGAUUAUUUCUUCCCCGACGGUAAAAACAUCAUGAGCGAGGUUGCCUGCGAGACCCAGGGCACUUGCAACGUCGACCAGCGCUCUUUCAAAGCCUACCUCUCCCGCUGGAUCGCUGCCACGGUCCAAAUAGCUCCGUUCACUCAUGAUAUGCUCAUGCCCAAGCUGCGCGCCUCUGCUCAAGCUGCCGCUUUACACUGCAAUGGUCCGAACAAUGCCUGCGGGCUACGAUGGACUCAAGGCGCUGACUACGAUGAGAGUACGGGAGUUGGGGAACAAAUGGCCGCGAUGGAAAUUUUUCAAACGAAUCUGGUCGACUCCGCGAAGAAGCGCGUUACUGCAGACCACGGCGGCAUCAGUAAGGGUGAUCCUGAUGCGGGCACGGAAAAAGACGACGAUGCGUAUAUUGGAGUCCUUGAUGAUCCGAUUACCACCACUGACCGGGCGGGAGCUUGGAUUCUCACAAUCUUGGUUAUUCUUGUGACAUUUGCUGGCGUUUAUUUCAUGGCUACAUAA
Aspergillus ruber CBS 135680 is the source of this 1233-nucleotide messenger RNA. RefSeq names its product glycoside hydrolase family 76 protein. Gene Ontology annotation, biological process: carbohydrate catabolic process; fungal-type cell wall biogenesis. Lineage: Eukaryota; Fungi; Ascomycota; Eurotiomycetes; Eurotiales; Aspergillaceae. The coding region runs from base 1 to 1233 and encodes 410 amino acids. Gene Ontology annotation, molecular function: mannan endo-1,6-alpha-mannosidase activity. The record is from RefSeq and is a predicted model, not a curated record. The transcript has 2 exons.